GCCUCAAACUGAAUAACUGAUGCAUCAGUCUCAGUCUUCGAUCCAUCAUUUUCUAUAUAAAUGCUAGUGAAAUUUAAAUCAAGUUAAUUAGGUUGAAAUUAUGGCAGCGAAGCAUCAUCCAGACUUGAUAAUGUGCCGAAAGCAAACGGGAAUAGCGAUUGGAAGAUUGUGCGAAAAGUGUGAUGGUAAGUGUGUGCUGUGCGAUUCUAUGGUACGUCCUUGUACUCUAGUUCGGAUCUGCGAUCAGUGCAACUAUGGAUCGUUCCAAGGGCGGUGUGUCGUGUGUGGAGGGGUUGGAAUUUCUGAUGCUUAUUACUGUAAAGAGUGUAGUCAGCUGGAGAAGGAUAGAGAUGGGUGUCCUAAAAUUGUGAAUUUGGGAACUGCAAGAACGGAUCUAUUUUAUGAACGCAAAAAAUAUGGUUUCAAAAAAAGAACAUGAUGUGAACAGGAAGCUAGAGCUCGACAAAUAUUAUUUAUAAAAAGUGAAAUUAAGUUACUGAUACAA
Messenger RNA from Rosa rugosa (rugosa rose), 505 nucleotides. RefSeq names its product PHD finger-like domain-containing protein 5A. Lineage: Eukaryota; Viridiplantae; Streptophyta; Magnoliopsida; Rosales; Rosaceae. Bases 101 to 439 code for a protein of 112 amino acids. The transcript has a single exon. Gene Ontology annotation, biological process: mRNA splicing, via spliceosome. The record is from RefSeq and is a predicted model, not a curated record. Gene Ontology annotation, cellular component: U2 snRNP; catalytic step 2 spliceosome; U12-type spliceosomal complex.